AUGUCAGACCGAUCACGACCCACAAGAAUCCCGACAAUAAAGAAUCAACUUUUGACAAAAACUCUUAUUACCGAUUCUCCACCCCAGAAUAGCUAUUUCAAGUCCAUGACAUGCGAAGGACCCAUAACAAUCUUAGGGGAUUCCAUGAUAAAGAUGAUUAAACCACCUAAACUGAGUCGAUCAAUAGGCGAAAAAGUCAACAUCAAAACAUUUCCUGGAGCAACAAUUAACAACAUGAACCACUACAUACAACCCACAAUGAAGAAGCAACCCAAACUGGUGAUUCUACAUGUAGGAACUAAUGACAUUCAACGUAAAGAACCUGACGAAAUUGUACCCAAAGUUUGUCAAAAAUAG
Molecule: messenger RNA, 357 nt
Organism: Paramuricea clavata
Lineage: Eukaryota; Metazoa; Cnidaria; Anthozoa; Malacalcyonacea; Plexauridae
Source: the annotation of a GenBank genome assembly